AUGCCGCAGAAGAAGGACAAUGUCAUUUUCUACCGGGCCCGACGGUCCGGAAAGCUGGAACUGAGGGUGGGGAACACCUCGGAUUCAGAGCUCAGCAGGAAGUGGGACCGGUGCUUGCCAGAUGCCGUCGGGAAGAUAGGAAGAAUGUGGCCAUUAGCCUUUGGUUCUGGAAUGGGGUUGGGAAAGGCCUGCUCCAACUGUCAGCAUGAUUUUCAGGUUCCAUAUCUUCUACAUGGAAAAUAUGUCAAAGAGCAGCAGCAGUGA
Molecule: messenger RNA, 264 nt
Organism: Lagenorhynchus albirostris (white-beaked dolphin)
Lineage: Eukaryota; Metazoa; Chordata; Mammalia; Artiodactyla; Delphinidae
Product: MICOS complex subunit MIC10-like
Exons: 4
Coding region: 1-264 (87 amino acids)
Cellular component (GO): MICOS complex; mitochondrion; mitochondrial inner membrane
Source: RefSeq, a predicted model, not a curated record